This is a messenger RNA of Aspergillus caelatus, 1719 nucleotides long. Its product is annotated as Zn(II)2Cys6 transcription factor. NCBI's taxonomy places the organism in Eukaryota, Fungi, Ascomycota, Eurotiomycetes, Eurotiales, Aspergillaceae. Bases 1 to 1719 code for a protein of 572 amino acids. Gene Ontology annotation, molecular function: DNA-binding transcription factor activity, RNA polymerase II-specific; zinc ion binding; transcription cis-regulatory region binding. The record is from RefSeq and is a predicted model, not a curated record. Gene Ontology annotation, biological process: positive regulation of transcription by RNA polymerase II. Gene Ontology annotation, cellular component: nucleus. The transcript has a single exon.
AUGCCGCGUAAAAAGGCUGCAGACCGCGUGGGUCCGGUCAAGACCCGAAGCCGUAGCGGCUGCAAGGAAUGCCGCGCGAGUCGAGUCCGCUGUGACACACAAAAGCCGAUCUGCACCAGGUGUCGGGAAAGGGGCUUAGUUUGCUCAACUCAACUGGUCCUGAAAUGGGAGUCGGAGUUUGUGAGCCGAGGGCUUGCCUUUGGUCGAGCUGGCGUUUGGAGUAAGUCCGGCCCUCAGUCCAAGACAUCGCCGCCCUUAGCUUCUCUUCUGGAUGACGACCAAGAAUGGUGCGAUAUUCCCUUCAUUGAGUCUUGGGGGUUUGUUAACAGCGGGGUCUCGACUUUUGAGCAACCUGACCAAGUCAACGUUGCUUGUGAUGAACUAAAUGCGGUGGUGGUUCGCGACAAAGGGAAAGGAAGGCUCGCAGUCAAGUCAAGCUGGCCUGCGCUAGUAGAUAUCUCAAAAUAUGGGCCAAUCCUACAACAGUUGCCGCAGCCUACGGCCUCCUUACCGUUGUUUCCCCACGUUGCUGGGCAAAACCAGGGGCACCUUUUCGAGUAUUAUCUCCAGCAAGUGUGUCCCCGUACAACUGCCAGUUCGAAGCUGUCAUCGCCAUUCGCAUCAAUAAUUCUUCCGUUCUGUCUAUCUGCGUCGCCAAUCCUGUUCAAAGCGAUCCAGGCACUUGGGGCAUGUCAUUGGUCUCGAUUUGAUCCGACCUACGGGGUCAUAGGGCUCCACCUCAAGUCCGAAGCGUUGAGAGGCCUCCGCCAUCGACUUGCAACGGAAGGAACCUUGAGCUGCUCGACAGAUCCUGAAGUGCUGGCUAUCAUGAUGAUGCUGUGCCUGUAUGAAAUCGUGGAUAAUUGUGAUGAGCGCUGGACGAUCCAUCUGAAGGGAGCCAAGGACUUAAUCCGCCUCAGAAGGCAACAGACAAUGGUUUCUAAGUCCUAUGGUGCCCAAGAUCCUAUUACAACCUUUGCCGAAUUAUUCUUUGCUUUCCAAGAUGUCAUGGGCCGUACUGCUUGCGGCGAGGAAGUGUUAUUUGGAAGUGACUAUUGGCAAGAGAAUGAACGUAACAUCGAUUUGUGGAUGGGCUGCAGUCCGGAACUUGUCUCUAUAUUGUCCUCUAUCACAGAAUUGAGCCGGACAAGACGACAACUUGCUUCCGAUUCUGCCCGUGCGGCUUUCUCUUUACGAGCAGCUUCUCUGGGACACAAGCUCGAGAAUUUGGUCCAGGAAGUCGACGACGAUGCUGACGAUCAAACACUCCAGACCGCCGCAGAGUUGAAGCGGUUAGCUGCAGUUUUGUAUUUGCAUUGUGCUUUGUAUGGGGCGUCCCCGUCUACCCCGUUGGUUGUUACCUACGUUCGGAAGAUUCUACGACUCGUAUCAGAUUUACUUGAUUCUGGAUCACUAGUCAGUAUGACAUGGCCUGUCUUUGUGGCUGCUGUGGAAUUAGACCCCCUUCACGAUGAGGUGUGGUCUGAUGGCGAGAUUGUUGUGUACGGCCGACCUCUUGUGCUACGUGCGAUGGCUGCGAUGGCGGAAUCGAGUGUCUCGAAUGUUGCGCGUACGAGAGCAGUCAUCGUCAAGGUAUGGCAGGCCAGGGACAGUGACAUGCUGAAAGGGCCUUCCGGUGAUUCGAUAGAUCACACGAUGGGCUGUAACGAUUGGGAAUGGUAUGUAGCGCCAAUUAGUACUGCCAUGAGUUUGGCAUGA